Molecule: messenger RNA, 3105 nt
Organism: Pongo pygmaeus (Bornean orangutan)
Lineage: Eukaryota; Metazoa; Chordata; Mammalia; Primates; Hominidae
Gene: NMD3
Product: NMD3 ribosome export adaptor
Exons: 16
Coding region: 427-1938 (503 amino acids)
Biological process (GO): ribosomal large subunit export from nucleus
Cellular component (GO): nucleus; cytoplasm
Molecular function (GO): ribosomal large subunit binding
Source: RefSeq, a predicted model, not a curated record
UCUCUGUGGCGGAGACAGCCAGGUUGGCAGCUGACAGGACGGCCGGGGCCUAUUUUGUUGCGGGUUUUGAGCAAAUCCAGGCCUGGUCUGGAGGCGCGAAGUAGGUUCCGGGGUCCGAGACCUGGGCUGCCGGCCGCGGGCCCCUGAGUAGGGGGUGGGGCGGGAUCACCGGGCUUGGGCCGUGCUCAGUGUGCGUGAGCGCCGCGUGCCCGGAACCCGUGUGCGGUCGCGCCCCGGGGUUGGGGGUCGGCGUGGGUGGCCCUCGGGCGCCGGGACGCCGUCCGGGGAUUCCUGCGGCGUGGGUUUGAGGCGCGGUGAUCCGGUGCGGUCCCUGGGCUGGUGGAGAGCGGGAGGGCCCGGGCGUCCGCAAUCCCGAGCUGACCUCGCCCUGGGUCGUCCAGGGUUGGAGCCCAGGCAUACAGAACGAUGGAGUAUAUGACAGAAUCCACCGACCGCAGCCCUGGACACAUCUUGUGCUGUGAGUGUGGUGUUCCGAUAAGUCCAAAUCCUGCCAAUAUUUGUGUGGCCUGUUUGCGAAGUAAAGUGGACAUCAGCCAAGGUAUUCCGAAACAAGUCUCGAUUUCGUUCUGCAAACAAUGUCAAAGGUAUUUUCAACCACCAGGAACUUGGAUACAGUGUGCUUUAGAAUCCAGGGAACUUCUUGCUUUGUGCUUGAAAAAAAUCAAAGCCCCUCUGAGUAAGGUACGGCUUGUAGAUGCAGGCUUUGUUUGGACUGAGCCUCAUUCUAAGAGACUUAAAGUUAAACUGACUGUUCAGAAAGAGGUGAUGAAUGGUGCUAUCCUUCAACAAGUGUUUGUGGUAGAUUAUGUUGUUCAGUCCCAAAUGUGUGGAGAUUGCCAUAGAGUAGAAGCUAAGGAUUUCUGGAAGGCUGUGAUUCAAGUGAGGCAAAAGACUUUGCAUAAAAAAACUUUCUACUAUCUGGAACAGUUAAUUCUGAAAUAUGGAAUGCAUCAGAAUACACUUCGUAUCAAAGAGAUUCAUGAUGGUCUGGAUUUUUAUUAUUCCUCAAAACAACAUGCUCAGAAGAUGGUCGAAUUUCUUCAGUGUACAGUUCCCUGUAGAUACAAAGCAUCACAAAGACUGAUCUCUCAAGAUAUCCAUAGUAACACAUACAAUUACAAAAGCACUUUUUCUGUGGAAAUUGUUCCAAUAUGCAAGGAUAAUGUUGUCUGUCUGUCUCCAAAACUGGCACAAAGCCUGGGAAAUAUGAACCAGAUUUGUGUGUGUAUUCGAGUAACCAGUGCCAUUCACCUCAUUGAUCCAAACACCCUACAAGUUGCAGAUAUUGAUGGGAGCACUUUCUGGAGUCACCCUUUCAAUAGUUUAUGUCAUCCCAAACAGCUAGAGGAGUUUAUUGUGAUGGAAUGCAGCAUAGUCCGAGAUAUAAAACGUGCUGCAGGUGCUGGAAUGAUAUCAAAAAAGCAUACCCUUGGGGAAGUCUGGGUACAGAAGACAUCUGAAAUGAAUACAGAUAAACAGUAUUUUUGUCGUACUCAUUUGGGACAUCUUCUAAAUCCCGGAGACCUGGUGUUAGGGUUUGAUUUGGCCAACUGUAACUUAAAUGAUGAGCAUGUCAACAAAAUGAACUCAGAUAGAGUUCCAGAUGUGGUAUUAAUCAAGAAGAGCUAUGACCGGACCAAACGUCAGCGUCGUAGAAACUGGAAACUGAAAGAGCUUGCAAGAGAGAGAGAAAACAUGGAUACAGAUGAUGAAAGGCAAUACCAAGAUUUUCUUGAAGAUCUUGAAGAAGAUGAGGCAAUUAGAAAAAAUGUCAACAUUUACAGAGAUUCAGCCAUCCCUGUGGAAAGUGACACAGAUGAUGAAGGAGCACCUCGAAUUAGUCUGGCUGAGAUGCUUGAAGACCUUCAUAUUUCCCAAGAUGCCACUGGUGAAGAAGGUGCAUCAAUGAUGACAUAAUGAGAUGUUGUAGACUGUUUACACAUACAUGGGCUUAAGAAGUUGGACAGAAUUACCUUAAGUGUCUCUACUAUCUAUGCCUCCAGAUUUCAAGAGGAGAAAUUUUGUUUUAAACCUGAAUAAACAUGUUGUUUUGAGUGCUCACUCAAACCACUAAAAAAGAUGGAUAGCUUUGAAGUUAGAUAAGAAAAGAUUAUGGAGAAUGUAAUUAUUAUUGAUAUUUAGGCUAUUUUACAUGUGGAAUUUUAUCACUGUGCUUUUUAUAUGAAGCACUGUAUUAUUUUCACAUAGUAUAGUACUCUGGAUGUAAAAGCUCAAAAAUUGUGAUUCCUUGAACGUUCACUAAAUCUUAAAGCAAAAACACAUUUUUACAUCAUUUUUACGUUAUUUUAGUGAAAGACCGUAUGAAGAAGCAUUUUUAAUAUUGUUACAUACUUUGAUCCACUUUACAUCAUUUUUAUGUUCUUGAGGUAGGGAAAUUAGGGUUCAGUUUAUCACUGGACAUUCAGGAGGCAAGUCAAUCUUUUUUAUUUCCUUGUAAAAUUAACUCUUCAAAAGCUGUUAAACAGAGAGUUAUCUUAAUUUUUAUUGCAGUAGGAGGAAAUAUAUUUAAAAUAUUUGUAGAUUUAUAGCAAAUAGAGACUCGUUAUUUAAAGGUUAAAUAACAAUUUGUUCUUUUGUUGUUUUUGCCAGUUUAGGGCAGUAGCUGUUUUUGUCAUAAAUAUCUUCCUACCACAUCGAAAAUGCUGCUUUUAAAAUUUUUGUUUAUAAAUUGAGAAGGAAUUUUCUGUCUAUAAGUUUCUGUCGUUGAACACAUCACCAUCAAAAAGAAUAUUAGAAUCCAGCAUGAAGAUAAUGGCUAAUAAAAAUGAGGUAUAUACUUUAUAAAACCAUUAAUCAGAUUUGAAUGAGGAAUGCUUUCCACAUCCUUGAAAGAAAAACUGUGGCUUACGUUUUGAAGUAUUCUGAGAAUGAAGUAUUAAGAUCCAAUUUCUAUAAGCAAGAUCAGACUUAUUAAGCAUGCUGCAAGUAAGAGCUAAUUCAUUCAUUCUAUGUGUGCCACUAAAUAAAGAGAUUGAGCAAGUGCCACUGUGUGGAACAUUUUUCUUUUUUUAAUAUUGGACUUUCCAAUUUCGAAAUUAUGAAUAAAGGCCUAAAUUUUCUAUA